Messenger RNA from Oryza sativa Japonica Group (Japanese rice), 1745 nucleotides. The record is from RefSeq and is a predicted model, not a curated record. NCBI's taxonomy places the organism in Eukaryota, Viridiplantae, Streptophyta, Magnoliopsida, Poales, Poaceae.
AUAUCAUUCCAAUUGCAGAGCUGCGCCCAGGGCGAUAUGACUACAUGAUAUGCGUCCGAAUAUCCAGGAUAUGGGAAUUUAGAGGAACUAAUGAAGAUGAUAACAUCAAACAUUUAGAUCUGGUUUUACUUGAUCAAAAGGUAAUACUAUAUCCUUUAUUUAUAUUUUCUCCUAACAUAUAUUUAUCAUUAAAUAUAUAUUAUUUUAUUAAAAUUGCAUGGCCAUUGCAGGGAGAUGCUAUCUAUGCUGAGAUCCCACCUGAUGCUAUACCUUUAUUGAACCAAUAUUUACAGGAAGGAAAUAUCGUCUACAUCAGCAAGAUAACAGUUAACAAUGCUAAGCCCAGUUAUAGAGCAGUUGGUAAUCCAUAUAUGAUCAAACUAAACAAAAGAACUUGUAUCAUUGAAGCCAAAGAUCAACCUAUGGAUUUUCCAAAGUAUACAUUUGACUUGGUGUCAUUUGAUAAACUUCACGAUUUCACAAGCAAGACUGAUCGUUUUCUAGGUACUAAAUUAACUUUUAUUUCAUUACACGUAACCAUAAUAUUCUAUAUGCAAUGUUAUAAUCAAAUACUUUAUUCUAUCUUUGCAGAUGUUAUUGGAAAAAUCAUUGCUGUUUCUAAUGCAGCAAUGAUUUCUACAAGUUCAUCAGAUUAUAGGAUGAGAAGAAUAGUCAAACUACAAGAUUUAAGUGGAAAAACCAUCGACCUCUCAUUAUCAGGAAAAAGAGCUGUUGAGUUUGAUGGAGAGACAAUACUGGAAGUUGGUCAAAAUAACCAUAUAAUAGCAAUAUUUGUUGGUACAUCAAUGAAAAUCCUUAAGGGAACAUAUGAAUUUCUAAGUGGAACAACAGCUUGUCGUUGGUAUAUCAACGAAAAUGACAUCCCUGAAAUCAAGAUGUUUCAGAAAUGCCUUCCACCACAUGCUGAUCCUAUACAAAAGCUAUACUUGCAAAGUGAUGAAGAUAUGCAACGGAGCAUUGAACACAAAACACUUGCAGAAUUGAAGGAAAUUGAUCCUUUUGUUGACAAGGAUGAAAAAUACCAGUGCACUGCUACUAUCAUUGGAAUUCAGGAAAGAAAAACUUGGUGUUAUCAAGCCUGUAAAUUGUGCAAUUGCAAGAUGAUAUGGGAUGGUUCUAUAUUAAAAUGCAAGAAAGAGAACUGCCCAUGUAGGCAGUAUGAGUACAAGUACAAAAUACCAUUCAUUGCAAAUGAUGGCACAGCUAGCCUUGAACUUGUGCUAUUUGAAAAGAAAGGUACAGAACUUAUUGGUAGGACUGCUGAAACUAUGAAAAGGCAAUAUGAUAUCAAUCAAACACCUCCAGAAAUAAAAGCAUGGAUAGGACAUAAAUUCACAUUCAUAGUGAAGGUUUUGCCGAACAUAACUAUCAACGCUGAUGAACCUUCAUUUGAGGUGCUGACAAUUAAAGAAAGAUUUGGAAGGCAACAUUCCAGCCAAGGCUUUAAGGCAACUAAGAAUCUUCCCAUCAGUUCAAGUUCAUCUCAACAACUACAUAAUUUACCUCCACUGGUGCCUAUACUAUCCAAGAAAAUACAACAUGAGAUAGAACCACCCCAAGAUAUUCAAAGCAUGGAAGUUGAACCAUAUAAUUUAGAAACAAGCACUUUGUCAGGAAAAAGAGCUUAUGAAGAUCCAAACAGUACAGAUCAGGAAAAUGAUGAAGAAGAAAGCACUGACUAUGGCUUCAUUCAGACAAAGGGCAAAAAGAAGCGUUCUACCUGA